GGUCAUGAACUUCAUGCCUGAUCUUCAUUAAGUAUUGGACCAAUCGUAUGCGACGUAGAAGUCACGUGCCCUUCUGUCAGGGUUGCAAGUCAUCAAGUGAUAAGAAACAACGCAGAAAACGGAAGGAAAAGACGUCAGGUGGAUAUGUAUUGAGUGGUCUUUCAUAUACUUCUUUUGUUAAUUGUAGUUGAUAUACCCACAAGAAAUUUCAAGUUAUUCCCGUAAAUUAAGAUAGAUCUUCAAAUGGAGCGUGAUACAAAUCAAAUGUCCCAGAGUCCUUCUCUAUGUAGAUCUGGUUGUGGGUUUUAUGGUAGCCCCAAGACUGAUGGAUUGUGUUCGAAAUGUUAUAAAGAUGCUUUGAAAAGAAAAAACGCAAAUCCUGCUCCAUCACAAUUGAGUGGAGCUGGUCGCAAUAGCCCCAGUGCAUCAACUGCUACAAUAUCUACCAUCUCUGAAUGUGAGGAUAAAAGUAUUUUACCGAAAGAUGAUGAUUUAUCCACUGCAUCUCCCACAGUACCCGCUGUUGUUGUCACCCCACCUAGUCAAGACCAGAGCAAACCUGAGGCGUCAAAACAGUCCCUUCUCGAUGAAGCCUCACCAGCAAGUCCUGCUUCCUCAGAUAAAGGUGAUGGUAACUCUUCUCAACAGGAUGAUAUGGAAAAAGAUCAGAAGAAAAAGAAAAAUAGAUGCCACAUAUGCAAAAAGAAAGUAGGCCUAACUGGAUUCCCCUGUCGAUGUGAAGGUCUCUUCUGUAGUAUUCACAGAUACUCUAACGAACAUAAUUGUCAAUUCGAUUACAAACAGCUUGGUGCUCAAGAAAUCCGCAAAAACAAUCCUCUUGUUGUGGGUGAAAAAAUCAAGAAAAUUUAAAUGAAUUUAUAUAUGUAGCCAUUCAGUUAACACCUGACGUCUGAGGCACUUGGAGCUUCAACAUAUAUUGAGAAGAAAAAAAACAAUAAAUGAAACUUAUGGUUUCGAGGAAAAAGAAUCAUUUGUUUCUUCUUACCUUUUUUUAGGUUUGUUUAGUUGUUAAAUAUUUUCAAAUGUAUGGCUUACUUGUUUUUCUUUUCCUAAAAAGUUUAUUUUAGAAUUUUCUUUUGAAUAGUACUUCUUAGGAUAUAUUCUUUUUAAUCAGAUAUUUUGUUUUUCAUAUUUUAACAUUAAUAAGUUUUUGGUAUUUCUUUCAUUGCUACUUGUAAAAUAAAUGAAAGAGAAAUGUCA
Messenger RNA from Parasteatoda tepidariorum (common house spider), 1221 nucleotides. Its product is annotated as zinc finger AN1-type doctor no. Gene Ontology annotation, molecular function: DNA binding; zinc ion binding. NCBI's taxonomy places the organism in Eukaryota, Metazoa, Arthropoda, Arachnida, Araneae, Theridiidae. The record is from RefSeq and is a predicted model, not a curated record.